This is a messenger RNA of Lates calcarifer (barramundi perch), 2242 nucleotides long. Its product is annotated as agrin-like. The record is from RefSeq and is a predicted model, not a curated record. Gene Ontology annotation, molecular function: calcium ion binding. NCBI's taxonomy places the organism in Eukaryota, Metazoa, Chordata, Actinopteri, Centropomidae.
GAACAGGAAGAGGAAGCGGGUAGCGGUGUUCCAACAGAAGCCAGUGGGGCAGAGGAGCCUGUCGGUCCCACAAUGGCGAGCACCACUGUACCCACUGAAGACAGGUCAUCCUGUGACAACACAGAGUUUGGCUGCUGUCCUGACGGCAAGACACCAUCCAGCACUCCAGAGGGCGCCAACUGCCCCUCCACCAUGAGGUUCAGCGGUUACCUGCACUUGGACCAGGUGGAGGGCCAAGAGAUUUUCUAUACCCCAGAGAUGGAGGACCCUAAGUCGGAGUUGUUUGGAGAGACAGCCCGCAGCAUAGAGAGCGCUCUCAAUGAGUUGUUCAGGAAGUCAGAGGUGCACAAAGACUUCAUGAGCGUUCGUGUCCGUAACCUGGCACCCAGCAACUCCAUCCUUGCCUUUGUGGAGGCUCACUUCAAACCAGAUACAAGAUACAGAGUGGAGGACAUCGAAGGAGCCCUGCUGAAACAGCUGAAGGCCUCCAAAGAGACCAGCAUCGCCGUGAAGAAGCCAGAGGACGAGAAUAUUCGCUUCACCAAUUAUGGCCUGUCCUCCAUCCCCUUCUUCACCACCACUACUACCACCCCAGCGUCUGUCACCACAGCUGCUCCCACCACCACCACCACCACCAGGCCUCCUCCGACCCCCUACAUCACUCGUCGCCCGCCAGGCACUACCCGCAGGCCCUUCAAUGGCAGGCGUACCACCACAACCGCAGCACCAGUUACCACACCACCACCCCCCACCACCACCAGCACCACCACCACAGCAGCUAUCACCACGACCGCACUGCCUCCAGCUACCACCAUCACCCAUGUCAGAGGCAAGCCUCAUCACAAAGUCCAGAAGCCAUGCGACUCCCACCCCUGCCUCCACGGGGGCACCUGCGAGGAUGACGGCAACGACUUCAGCUGCAAGUGUCCCGCCGGACGAGGAGGCUCCGUGUGUGAGAAGGUGAUCAAGUACUUCAUCCCGUCAUUUGGAGGCCAGUCCUACUUGGCUUUCCAAACCAUGAGCGCCUACCACACGGUCCGCAUCGCCAUGGAGUUCAGAGCAUCUGAGAUGACCGGCCUCCUGCUCUACAACGGCCAGGAUGGCAAGAAGGACUUCAUCUCUCUGGCUCUGGUCAACGGCAGGGUGGAACUCAGGUUCAACACAGGUUCUGGCACAGGAACAGUGCUGAGCAAGGUGCAGAUCAAUCAGGGCCGCUGGCACCAGCUGGUGGUGACUCGCAAUCGCCGAAAUGCCAUGCUCAGCGUGGACAAUGAGCCGCACGUCGAGGGUGAGAGUCCACGUGGCACAGAUGGCCUUAACCUCGACACUAACCUCUUCAUUGGAGGAGUUCCUGAGGACAUGAAGCAAGAUGUAAGGGAAAGGACAGCAGUGGCCACUGGUCUGGUUGGCUGCAUCCGCUUGCUGGAUGUCAACAACCGAGUGCUCAACUUACAGGAGAAUGGGGGUGACAGUCUGUAUGGCAGUGGCGUGGGUGAAUGUGGCAACAACCCUUGCCAGCCAAAUCCUUGUAAGAAUGGUGGCGCAUGCCAGGUCAAGGAAGCCGAGAUGUUCCACUGCAAGUGCAGCAAAGGAUUCUGGGGUCCAACUUGUGCUGAUGUCCAUGACCCAUGCGAGCCCAACAGGUGUCAUCCAUCCUCCCAGUGCCAGGCGCUACCUGAGGGAGGCUACAAAUGCGAGUGUCCCAUGGGACGUGAAGGGAGGCACUGUGAAAAAGUGGCUGAGAGGAGAGGGGCUUACAUGCCACUAUUCAAUGGAGACUCUUACCUGGAGCUGAAGGGGCUCCAUCUCUACGGGCACGAUCUGCGUCAAAAGGUCAGCAUGACUGUGGUUCUCAAGGCCAACGACUCCAACGGUUUGAUCUUCUACAACGGCCAAAAAUCGGACGGAAAAGGAGACUUCAUCUCUCUGUCCCUCAAUGAUGGCAUCCUGGAGUUCCGCUAUGACCUGGGCAAGGGACCCGCCACCAUCAGGAGCAAAGAACCAAUCCAGCUGAAUGUGUGGAACACCAUCAACCUGGAGCGCUACCGCAAAGGAGAGAUCAUGGUGAAUAAGAAGGACCCUGUCCGUGGAGAGGCACCGCGGUUCAACUUGCCGCUUCAGGCACAGUUGACUCAGCAAACUCUCCCCACUUUUCUGAGGUGUUCCACACCGCUUCACACCAUGCGGUUUCACCACCUUGAUUUGCUGAAAAUAUGCCACUAUCUCCCCGACAUCCAUCAAG